AUGCUGCCAGUUAUAACAGUGAAGAUAUCUGGAAAGAACAAUCGACACAAACAAGGGAACAUUCUACUCGACUCUGGAGCACAAAUAAGUCUGAUUUGUACAAGUACAGCAAAGAAUUUGGAUUUAAAGGGAAAGGAUGUUUCGAUAACUAUUAGAAAAGUGGGCGGUGAAGAAGAAAUGUUGGCGACAAAAGUAUAUCAAGUUCCCAUUACGUCAUUGGAGUCUGGUGCGAAGUUCACAGUCAAAGCUGUUGGAAUUCCACAUAUUAGCGAUGACAUUUCAAAUAUCAAUAUUGGUGAAAUGGCAAAAGGAAUUGGAAUCCCUGAAGUGAAAAUUUACCGAGAAUGUGGCCCAAUCGAUAUGCUUAUUGGAAUUGAUCACGCUUAUAUGCAUACUGGAGACACAAAGAAAGUUGGUAACGUUGUUGCGAGACAUUCACCUCUUGGUUGGAUUAUUUUUGGAGCGAUACCAGGCUUGCAGCAAACAAGUAGAAUAUUUCAUGUCCAGUAUACAAGACCUGUAGAUCUCACUGACUUUUCGACGAGCGAAGCAAUGGGAGUUAGUCAAUCAAAUAUUGAAAUGCCAAAGUUGAGCAAGAUCGAACAAGAAGAAACCAAACUAAUCGAGCAAGGAUGCAAGCUAAUUGGAAAUAAAUGGGAAAUGGCGUACCCUUGGAAAACUGACCCCAAAACCCUUCCCGACAACCGAGAACAAGCUGUGAAGAAGAUGGAAGCAACUGAAAAACGAUUGAAAGGGAAUCUACAGCAUGCAAAAGCAUAUCAAGAACAAAUGGAGCAGAUGGAAGAUCUCGGGUUUUCACGAAAGCUAACAGAAAAAUAAAUAAAUGAUUACAAAGGUCCCGUUCACUAUAUAGCUCACCAUGAAGUUGUUCGACGUGAUAAGAAAAGCACGCCAGUAAGAAUCGUAUUUAAUUCUUCAGCAAGAUACAAGGGACACUGUCUUAACGAUUGUUGGAUAAAAGGUCCUGACCUUUUGAACAGCAUGUUGGGAGUUAUCCUCAGAUUCAGAGAGAAACCGGUCGCUGUAAGCGGAGAUAUAUCAAAGAUGUAUCACAGAAUUGGAAUACCUGAAGAAGACCAGCAUGUACAUCGGUUUUUGUGGCGAGAUAUGGAUACAACUAGACCACCAGACACUUACGUAAAAACUGUGUUAACCUUUGGUGACAAACCAGCACCGGCAAUGGCACAAAUUGCAUAUAUUGAGAAAGACGGCAGACCAAGCAGAAAACGCUCAUCCAUAUGCAGCCGAAGUGUUGAAAAAGAAUACGUACAUGGAUGAUAUUUGUGAUUCCGUACCCAAUGUCGAAUGUGCCCAGCAACUGACGAAAGAUCUGGACGAAAUCUUAGAUAAAGGAGGCUUUAAAGUGAAAGAGUGGUUAUCGAACGAAAUUCUAGAAGAAAAUCUACCGUCUGAAGAAAGAUCAAGUGUUAAGUUUUUGGAAGGUGAAUCCGAAGGAAAGGUUCUAGGUGUUGUCUGGAACAAUAGUAAGGACGCUUUCACGUUUAAAUGUAAAGCCAAUGAGCUAUCUGUACCGUCACAAGAAAAUUCAAGCGAGUUGAAAUUAACGAAGAGAAAGAUCCUUAGUAAAGUGGCUCGUGUAUUUGAUCCAAUUGGAUUCGCAGCGGCGUUCCUGAUCCGUGCAAAAAUCGGUUUACAACGACUCUGGCAGCAAGGAUUAGAUUGGCACGAAGAACUUUCAUCUGAGGCAUCAAAGUGGUGGACUGAGUUUUUUGCAGAAAUCGAGGACUUGAAUAAUGUCUCGUUCCCAAGAAGUUUAACACCAAUGAACACUAUUGGACUACCGACACUUUGUAUUUUUGCGGGCGCGUCUCGAGAUGCAUUUGGGGCAUGUUCUUAUUUACGCUGGGAAAAGUCAAGUGGUAAUUAUGAAAGUCGAUUUAUAUCUGCUAAGUCGAGAGUUGCCCCUCUUAAAGAAUUGACAAUACCUCGUUUGGAGCUACAGGCAGCAGUUCUAGCUAGUCGAUUGUACAAGACCAUAAUAGAAGAAUGUCGUUUACAGUUCGAGAGAUUUAUUUUCUUUACGGACAGUAUGAUAGUCCUUACAUGGAUUCGUAGUCAGUCAAGAGAAUUCAAACCAUUUGUGUCGAGUAGGGUUGCGGAAAUUCAAACGAAUUGUGAUCCAUCGACAUGGAGACACAUACCAAGUGAGCACAAUGUAGCCGAUGAUUUAUCGAGAGGCAUUCCAGCGAAAGAUCUAGAACACCGUUGGAAGAAUGGCCCAAAGUUCCUGAAUCAACCCAAAGAAGAAUGGCCUGAAAAACCAGCUAUGCUAAUCGAUCCCGCGGAACUCGACAAAGAACGUCGAAAUACCCAAGCAGCCUUUUCCUUAAGCACCGUACCGACAGUAAUUGACCCAACGAAAUUUUCGAAGUGGAAGAGAUUGUUGAGAGUGACGGCGUGGAUCUUACGAUACAUACGAAAUCUACGAUUAAAAACGAAACCCGAAGAUAAUGUCGACCCGUUAACAGCUGUUGAGUUAGAACAGGCCGAAGAGUUAUGGAUCAAGACAGCACAAAAAGAGUUACACGAACGUGUUAAGAACAAAGAGUUCAAUAUGCUUAGUCCAUUCACAGAUGACAAAGGAAUCAUAAGAGUCGGCGGACGAGUGGAUAAAGCUAUCGUAACGUAUGAUUCGAAGCAUCCAGUACUUCUUCCCAAGAACCACCACAUUUCAUACCUGAUUACCAAAGAUGUACAUCAGAUUACUCACACUGGGAUAGCGUCGACAGCGGCGAAAACAAGAAGAAAAUUUUGGAUUAUCGGAGUGCAAAAAUUGGCAAAGUUAAUCAAGAAAAAGUGUAUUUACUGUAAGAAGUCGCAUCCAAAGAUUGAAUCGCAAGUUAUGGCUGAACUGCCGAAGAUAAGAUUGAUGCCUCAAACACCUCCAUUUUACUAUACAGCUUGUGACUAUUUCGGUCCGUAUAAAGUCAAAAUUGGAAGAAAUAAAACCACUAAACACUAUGGUGUUUUGUUUACUUGUCUGAACACUCGGGCAGUUCAUUUGGAACUUGCAACAGACUGUUCAACAAUGGAAUUCACCCAAGUACUCCGAAGAUUCUUCGCGAUUAGAGGUUACCCUUCAUUAAUGUUGAGCGAUAAUGGAACACAACUGGUCGGCGCAGAGAGCGAAUUAGCAAAGAUGAUCCAAGGUUGGGAUGUGAAGAAACUCAAGGAGUAUGCAGCAGAUAAAAGAAUGGAGUGGAAAUUCAUUACUCCUAAUGCCCCACAUCAAAACGGAUGUGCCGAAUCGUUAGUAAAAAGUUGUAAAUUAGCCCUUAAACAAGCCAUGGGAGAUAACCUUCUCACACCAUUUGAAUUGCACACCGUACUGCUUGAAGUAGCAAAUCUGGUAAACCAACGACCAAUUGGUAGACCAACCAACGACCCCGAUGAUGGUACAUACCUAUGUCCGAAUGACCUUUUAUUAGAAAGAGCUUCCUCGCAUGUUCCACAAGGACCAUUCCUGAAGACAAAGAACCCGUUUCAUAGAGUUGAAUUUCUACAACAGAUUCUUGACUCGUUUUGGAAACGAUGGACCAGAGACGUCUUCCCCUGUUUAGUUUCACGAAAGAAAUGGGAUGUUCAACGACGCGAUGUCAAAGUCAACGAUAUUGUCAUGUUAGUUGAUUCGAAUGCAGUACGAGGCAAUUGGACGAUCGGAAGAAUUAUUGAAGUUCAUCCAGGUAAAGAUGGAAAAGUUCGAAAUGUAACAGUAAAAACACAAAAUGGUAAUUACCGAAGACCUAUUACUAAAAUCUCAGUAAUACACCCCGUGGACGGAGAAUAGAAUGAGAACAAUGUCCUCAUUGGGGUGGAGGAUGUUUCGCUAAGUUAAAAAUAGAUAAAUAAUUACGUCAUUGAACAGACAAAGUCACGUGACAGAAAAAUAGCGGGAAAUAAACACGUUGGUUUUAAGCUGUUUACUCGAGGUUUAACGUUCAGAAAUAGGUUUAUAUUUGGUGUAUUGUAAAGUGAUAUAGGCCAAAGAAGUAAGUUCAUGUUGUUUAUUAUUACUAAUUUACUUUAUUCAGUAGAUAAUUCUUGUAUUUAUACUUUUAGAUCGAAUAUUAUUACUACUACUAUUAA
Messenger RNA from Paramuricea clavata, 4128 nucleotides. NCBI's taxonomy places the organism in Eukaryota, Metazoa, Cnidaria, Anthozoa, Malacalcyonacea, Plexauridae. The record is from the annotation of a GenBank genome assembly.